Drosophila erecta is the source of this 981-nucleotide messenger RNA. It is a transcript of the gene Buffy, whose product is annotated as bcl-2-related ovarian killer protein homolog B. Gene Ontology annotation, biological process: extrinsic apoptotic signaling pathway in absence of ligand; intrinsic apoptotic signaling pathway in response to DNA damage; regulation of apoptotic process. Gene Ontology annotation, molecular function: protein heterodimerization activity; protein homodimerization activity. The transcript has 4 exons. Gene Ontology annotation, cellular component: mitochondrial outer membrane. Bases 79 to 975 code for a protein of 298 amino acids. The record is from RefSeq and is a predicted model, not a curated record. NCBI's taxonomy places the organism in Eukaryota, Metazoa, Arthropoda, Insecta, Diptera, Drosophilidae.
AUGACUUAAGUCCUGCCACCUCUUGCCAUACUUAUAAGCGAUUUCCCUCAGGAUCUCGAACGAUCUCGAUAGCGAAACAUGCCCGGCACCUCGUAUCCCACGAAUAAUGAUAAUUUCAGCAACGGAUUUCCGAUGGCCAACACACAAAGUGAGCGCCUCUUGCAGGCUCAGAAUCGAAGAAAGUUCAGUUUUCCAGCCACCCUCCAUUCGGCAUCACUUCUGGAGGUGGGUGGUGGCCCCAAGGAGACCACGAGGCGGAGGUUAAGCAAUGUGAGCGAUGCCGUCACCAGGAAACUAUCCUAUACGAUUGGCUGGAAGGCGGCACAGAUUCCAGCGCAGGAUAUCAUUUCUCAGGGUCGCUGCCUGUGCGGUCAUUAUAUCAAGAGACGUCUUAGAAGAUCCGGUUUGUUCAAUAAAAAGCUGGGACUGCAGCGCAUACGUAGCAUACUGGGUUCCACCUCCAUGGGCAUUGUGCGAGAUGUGUUUCCUGCGGUCCAAGUGCUGGGCGAUGAGCUGGAGCGCAUGCAUCCCAGAGUUUACAACGGAGUGGCUCGUCAGAUUUGCCGGAAUCCGGGUGGCGAGUUCCAUACUCCGGAUGCAGUGAGCUUGCUUUUGGGCGCCGUGGGGCGGGAGCUCUUUCGGGUGGAGAUCACCUGGAGCAAGGUGAUCUCAUUGUUUGCCAUCGCCGGUGGGCUGUCCGUUGACUGUGUGCGUCAAGGACAUCCGGAAUACCUGCCCAAGUUGAUGGAGAGCGUUUCGGAGGUGAUCGAAGAUGAGCUGGUUCCGUGGAUUAACGAGAAUGGUGGUUGGAGCGGCAUCAACACACAUGUUUUACCCACUAACAACAGCCUGAAUCCUUUAGAGUGGACCACUUUGGUCAUAGGCGUUGUUUUUGGCCUAAUUCUAGUUUUUAUGAUUGUGCGAUUUAUAUUUAACUUAAUUGUACCUAAAAUAUAUCAGCGAUUUACGAAUUGAUCCUUU